AUGGAUUCGCACACGGGAUACGCCGCCUCUGCUCCUGGUCCCAAGAAAGACAAGAAAUCAAAGAAGGGCUACGAGGACGGAGAGGGCAAAAAGAAAUUUACACUGAAACGUCUGUUUCCAGAUGAGUUGGAACGCUUCACCAGCAUGAGGAUAAAGAAGGACAAGGAGAAGUUGAGCCAUGUCCCUGGGCAGCGUCAUUCUGCAGCCGCAAAUUAUGAGAUCAGCACUCCCGGUGCAAUCCUGCAUGACCAUUCGGAUGAAUACGUUCUGGAGCUAUUUGAAAAGAUGUUGGUGGAUAUGAACUUGAACGACGAGAAGCAGCAGCCUCUCAGGGAAAAAGACAUCGUAAUUAAACGUGAAAUGGUCUCUCAGUACCUCCACACAUCUAAAGCGGGCCAAGAUCAGAAAGAGAGCUCCAAGUCCGCCAUGAUGUAUAUACAGGAGUUGAAGUCAGACUACCGAGAUGCACAGUUCCUGAGCUGUCUGGAGUCUUUACGGGUCUCGCUCAAUAAUAACCCUGUCAGUUGGGUGCAGAAUUUUGGAGAUGAAGGCCUGGCUCUUCUGUUAAAUCUGCUCAGAAGACUGCAAGAAGAGAAAGACGAGUACCCAAUGAUGGGAGUUAAAUGUCAACACGAGAUCAUACGCUGUCUCAAAGCCUUUAUGAACAACAAGUAUGGCUUAAAAUCCAUGCUGGACACAGAUGAGGGAAUUCCUCUGCUGGUCAGAGCCAUCAACCCGAGGGUGCCUCAUAUGAUGGUGGAUGCUGUCAAACUGCUUUCUGCCAUCUCUAUAUUGGAACACCAGGAGAAUCUUCAUGAACGUGUUCUAGAGGCCAUCACAGAGGAGGCAGAGAAACGGGACAUUGAGAGGUUUCAGCCUCUUCUGGCUGGCAUGAACAGUCACAACAUUGCAUUGAAGGGUGGCUGCAUGCAGCUAAUCAAUGCAUUAAUCAGUCGGGGAGAGGAGCUCGACUUCAGGAUCCAUAUUCGCUCUGAGCUUCUCAGAUUAGGACUCAGGGACUGCCUCAAGGAGGUUCGGACAAUAGAAAAUGAUGAGCUGAGGGUGCAACUCAGCGUCUUCGACGAACAGGCCGAAGACGACUCAGAUGAUCUGAAGGCUCGCCUCGAUGACAUCCGUAUUGAGAUGGAUGAUGUGAGGGAAGUAUUUGACAUUUUAGCCAACACAGUAAAGGACUCCAAAGCUGAAAACAACUUCUUGUCCCUGAUGCAACACCUCCUGCUGAUCCGCAAUGAUUAUCUGGCCAGGCCUCAGUACUACAAGUUAAUAGACGAGUGUGUUUCUCAGAUUGUGCUCCAUAGGAACGGAGCAGACCCAGACUUUAAAUGCCGCAACAUCAGUCUCAACAUUGAAAACCUAAUAGACAACAUGGUAAACCAAACCAAGGUGGAAACCAGUGAAGCAAAGGCUAUUGAGUUUGAGAAAAAGCUGGAUGCAGAGUUGACCGCACGCCACGAGUUACAGGUAGAGAUGAAGAAACUCGAGGGCGACUACGAACAAAAAUUGCAAGACUUGAGCCAAGAAAAAGAGCAACUGGCCUCCUCCAAUCAUGAGCGGGAAAAGGAGAACCAAGGCUUGCAGCAACAGCUCAGUGCUCUGAAACAGCAGGUUGAAACGCUAUCAAAAGAUUUGGAAGAAGCCAAGACUAAAGUUGUCACAGUUACUGUUCCUGUGCCAACACCUGGUGUGCCACCUGCACCUCCUGUCCCUGGCCAGAAAGGUGAUAUGCCUCCACCAGCACCACCUCCUCCCCAUCCUUUGCCAAACUAUGCAAUCAUACCACCACCACCUCCUCCUUUACCGGGGCAAAUCGGCAUGCCUCCUCCUCCCCCCUUACCGGGGAUGCCGGGCCCUCCACCACCCCCACCCUUACCGGGGAUGCCGGGCCCUCCACCACCCCCACCCUUACCGGGGAUGCCGGGCCCUCCACCACCUCCACCCUUACCGGGGAUGCCGGGCCCUCCACCACCCCCACCCUUACCGGGGAUGCCGGGCCCUCCACCACCCCCACCCUUACCGGGGAUGCCGGGCCCUCCACCACCUCCUCCACCACCAGGUGGUCCUGGUAUGCCUCCACCACCACCAGGUGGUCCUGGUAUGCCUCCACCACCACCAGGUGGUCCUGGUAUGCCUCCACCACCACCAUUUGGUGUGGGAGGUUGGGGAGCCCCUGCAGUAGUCCAACUGCCUUAUGGCCUACAGCCGAAGAAGGACUACAAGCCUGAAGUCCAACUGAAGAGGGCCAACUGGAGCAAGAUUGGACCUGAAGACCUUUCUGAGAAUAGCUUUUGGACCUUUGCCAAAGAGGAGAAAUAUGAAAACAAUGAGCUCUUUGCCAAACUCACCUUGGCCUUCUCCUCGCAGACUAAGACUACUAAAGCCAAAAAGGAGCUUGAAGGUGCAGAUGAGAAGAAGCAGUUGCAGAAAAAGAAAGUCAAGGAGCUGAAGGUCCUUGAUUCCAAGUCUUCACAAAAUUUGUCCAUUUUUCUUGGAUCGUUCCGUCUUCCAUAUGAAGAAAUCAAGAGUUGCAUCCUGGAAGUUAAUGAAAAGGUCCUCACAGAGUCCAUGGUUCAGAACCUGAUCAAACAGCUGCCUGCACCCGAGCAGCUAAGUGAACUGGCAGGGAUGAAAGAUGAAUACGACGACUUAGCUGAGGCUGAACAGUUUGGAGUUGUGAUGUCUAGUGUGAAACGGUUGGGGCCACGGCUUCAGGCCAUCCUGUUCAAGCUGCAGUUUGAAGAACAGUUAAACAACAUUAAACCGGAUGUGGUGUCUGUGACGGCAGCCUGUGAGGAGCUUAUGAAAAGUGCUGCCUUCUCCAAACUGCUGCAGAUUAUUCUUCUUGUUGGCAAUUAUAUGAAUGCAGGCUCCCGCAAUGGUAAAGCCUUUGGCUUUUCCAUAUCCUACUUAUGCAAGCUACGUGACACAAAAUCGGCUGACCUAAAGCAGACCCUGCUCCACUUUCUCGCUGAUGUUUGCAUGGAGCAGUACCCAGAAGUCAUGAGCUUUCCUGACGAACUCAUCCAUGUGGAGAAGGCCAGCAGAGUUUCUGCAGAGACACUUCAGAAGAAUGUUGAAGUAAUGGGUCGUCAGAUCAAGAACCUAGAGAAAGACAUAGAAACUUUUCCUCCUGCACAAAAUGACAAGGACCAAUUUGUUGAAAAGAUGUCGAAUUUUGUGAGCACUGCCCGUGAACAGUAUGAGAAGCUGGAUCUGAUGUAUAAAAACAUGGAGAAGCAGUAUACAGACCUGGGAGGCUAUUUUGUCUUUGACCCGAGAAAGAUUUCAGUGGAGGAGUUCUUUGGAGACCUCAACACAUUCAAGAACAUGUUUCAGCAAGCGGUGAAGGAUAAUCAGAAGAGGAAGGAAGCAGAAGAAAAGAUUAAACGAGCCAAGCUUGCCAGGGAAAAGGCAGAAAGGGAAAAGGAAGAGAAACUAAAAAGGAAUCAACUUCUGGACAUUAACACAGAGGGUGACGAAACUGGCAUCAUGGAUGGCCUCUUGGAGGCACUGCAGUCUGGCGCUGCAUUCCGGAGAAAGAGAGGACCACGGCAAGCAGCCAACCACAGAAGAGCUGGUCAUGCAGUGACCAACAUGCUGGCCAAAGAACUGAUGCAGGAAGAUGCACCUGCAUCCAAGAAGGCAAACACCAAGGGGAAGUUGGAUGAGACAGACAACCACAAAGCAGAAGUUGGGGAUUCAUUAGAGGAGCUACUGGAAGCCACACCUGCUCGUUCCAGUUAG
Molecule: messenger RNA, 3762 nt
Organism: Nerophis lumbriciformis (worm pipefish)
Lineage: Eukaryota; Metazoa; Chordata; Actinopteri; Syngnathiformes; Syngnathidae
Source: RefSeq, a predicted model, not a curated record